Molecule: messenger RNA, 770 nt
Organism: Balearica regulorum gibbericeps (East African grey crowned-crane)
Lineage: Eukaryota; Metazoa; Chordata; Aves; Gruiformes; Gruidae
Source: RefSeq, a predicted model, not a curated record
UCUACAAGGCACGAGGUGUCACCCGUCACGCCAACAACACCCUCCACGUCAGCAUCUACGAGAUCGCUGCCGAGCACUCCAACAGGGAGUCUGACCUGUUCCUGCUGGAUGUCCAGGACCUGUGUGCUGGGACCGAGGGCUGGCUGGUGUUUGACGUCACAGCUGCCAGCAACCACUGGUUAGUGGAUCGGAAAUACAACCUGGGGCUGCGACUCUACGUGGAGACAGAUGAUGGGCACAGUGUUGACCCAGGCUCAGCGGGGCUGCUGGGGCGCCGGGGGCCCCGAUCCAAGCAGCCCUUCAUGGUGACAUUUUUCCGGGCGAGUCCCAGCCCCGCGCGUGUUACGCGGGCGGCCAAACCCCCGAGGAGGCGGCAGCCCAAGAAGACGAACGACCUCCCACAUCCGAACAAGCUGCCGGGAAUUUUUGAUGACGUCCAGGCUGCGGACGGGCGGCAGGUCUGCCGGCGCCACGAGCUCUACGUCAGCUUUCAGGACCUUGGUUGGCUGGACUGGGUGAUCGCCCCGCAGGGAUACUCAGCCUACUACUGCGAGGGGGAGUGCGCCUUCCCCCUGGACUCCUGCAUGAAUGCCACCAACCACGCCAUCCUGCAGUCCCUGGUCCACCUGAUGAAGCCCGAGGCCGUGCCCAAGGCGUGCUGUGCCCCCACGAAGCUCAGCGCCACCUCCGUCCUCUACUACGACAGCAACAACAACGUCAUCCUCAAGAAACACCGCAACAUGGUGGUGAAAUCGUGCGGCUGCCACUGA